Molecule: messenger RNA, 537 nt
Organism: Arachis stenosperma
Lineage: Eukaryota; Viridiplantae; Streptophyta; Magnoliopsida; Fabales; Fabaceae
Exons: 1
Coding region: 1-537 (178 amino acids)
Source: RefSeq, a predicted model, not a curated record
AUGGCUAACCCAAGGGGGGAAUGCAAAGCCAUAACUCUAAGAAGUGGGAAGGUUGUAGAGGAAGGAACCCCAAGCAAAGAUAAUCAUGAAGAGGUUGCAUCAAAGCAUGGGAACGAGGAUGAAGGGGAGAGCCCAACUUCACCCCAACCAAAACCAAUCUUGAAGCCCUAUGUGCCAAAGGCACCAUACCCACAAAGACUGAGAAAAGAUGGGAAGGAUGGCCAGUUCUCUAAGUUCCUAGAGAUCUUCAAGAGGUUCCAAAUCAACAUACCGUUUGCUGAUGCAUUAGAACAAAUGCCACUCUAUGCCAAGUUCUUAAAGGAGCUUAUAACCAAAAAGAGGAACUGGGAGGCAAAGGAAACCAUAGUAUUGACUGAGGAAUGCAGUGCCAUCAUACAGAAGAAGCUACCUCAAAAGCUAAAAGACCUAGGGAGUUUUCAAAUUCCAUGCGUCAUAGGGGACAUCACUAUUGAGAAAGUUUUGUGUGAUUUGGAAGCUAGCAUAAAUCUUAUGUCCCUAACCAUGAUAAGAAGAUGA